GAAUUCCAUCAAAGCGGGUGGAUUCAGUAAUGGGCUGAGCUCUUACCACUUUAAAAAAAAAAAGUCAAAAUGACAGAAAUCACCCCUUUUAAAAACUGUUUUCUUUGAGCUUCUACUGUGAAUAAAAGGGAGCAGCUCACACAAACUGCCUCACAUGACCCACAGUUGGCUGCUGCUGUGAGGAGAGCUCAGUGCGGACAGGCCAGUGUGCACAGAGCUGCACAGACGUGCACAGGGACGACAAACCAUGAUCACCAAGUGGGAGAAACACUCAGUCCAGGACACAACAUGAAGGUGAAGAGCAGGAGCUCCUCUCCGGGCGAGCGUUUGGCUGACGUUCCUCCACUACCGAUGCUCUGCAGCCUCCUGCUCCUUCUGAUCACAGGUGAGGCAUUAGGGGUGAAUGUGACCAGCCAGACCCAGAUGGUGAGAGGCACAGUGGGGAAAGAGGCCUUAUUUUCUGUCAGCUACGCCAGCAGCAGCUCAGACAAGCCAGUCAUUAAGUGGCAGCUGAAGAGGGGUAAAGAGAAACCCGUCACUGUCGUGCAGUCCAUCGGAAUCGACAUUAUAGGAAACCUGAGGCCAGAGUACCGCAACCGUGUCCUGGUGUUUGAAAAUGGCUCGCUGCUGCUUCACAACCUGAGGCUGUCUGAUGAAGGCGCAUAUGAAGUGGAAAUCUCCAUCACGGACGACACCUUCACUGGCGAGCACGACAUUGAGCUCACUGUGGAUGUUCCCGUGUCCAAACCUUACAUCCAGAUGGUGGCCUCGUCUGUCCUGGAGUACAGUGAGAACUUCAACCUGCACUGUUCUCAUGAUAACGGCACAAAGCCUGUCUACGCUUGGCUGAAGGGAGAUAAAAUUCUAGCCAACGACUCACGUCUCCUACUGUCACAUGACCAAAAGGUGUUGACCAUCUUACGGGUGCUGAUGGCAGAUGAUGACAUUUACAUGUGCACGGUGGAAAACCCAUCAGCAGCAUGAAGAGCACACCUGUCAGGCUCACUGU
Molecule: messenger RNA, 1009 nt
Organism: Thalassophryne amazonica
Lineage: Eukaryota; Metazoa; Chordata; Actinopteri; Batrachoidiformes; Batrachoididae
Product: hepatocyte cell adhesion molecule-like
Exons: 3
Coding region: 289-984 (231 amino acids)
Source: RefSeq, a predicted model, not a curated record